UCGACUACAUCCUUAAACUUGAAUUCCAAUUCAUUUCUAACCAUUAGUUUCUUGAGAUAUAUCUUUUAUAUGCAGUGCAGCUUACUACUCUCUUCUAAGUUAGGGUUUUUACCAACUCAUUUCUUCUUUAAGUUCAAGUGAAAUUAGUUAUUCCAUAUUUUGUUUUCGUUUUUUUUUCUUAGCUUAUUCUUAGUCAUCGAUGGAAAUUGAGCCAAUGGUAAAAAUGCAUUACCCAUUCCUCACAGCUGUUCUCUAUGAUGACAAUCUCUCCAUAAAACAUUUUCAUUCAUCUCUUAGCGAUGAUGUUUCAUGUGUACAAAAUGUACAUCAUAAACAUUUUCAGGUUAAUUUUGAUAGGUCACACCUCACAUCUAUCAUAAACCUCAAUCCUGAUAUUUAUCAUAAGAAUCUAACAUCAAAAAUCUCAAACACUACUUCCGAUCAUAUUCCAAAUCUAAAUAUUCCCCCAUAUCACUUUGAUAUCUUUAGAGGCAUAACUCCUUAUCCAUGCACUGAAGAUUUUGAGGCAUACCUUCAUGGCAAAUCCAUUAACCCAAAUCUCUUUAGUAUGACAUGUAGCACAUCGUCACCACUCAAAGAUGCAUCCAAAAUUUUACAUGCCCCACGUGAAAUUACGAUGUGGGGUAAUGAUCAACCCCAAGGAACCAUCUUUGAGUACAAAUCACUUUUUAAUCUUGCCAUAGCUGACUCAAAUCUAUAUGAUACGUCAAAGCCAAUGGGUAUCUGGAGCGCAAAUGAAGAUGAUGUCAUGAAUCAAUGUCAAAAUAAUCAAAUAGUGAUCAAAACCGAUCAAAUCAAGAAGGAUAAGAGAUUCCAAUUGAGGAGAGGAUGCAAACCCAUGAAAAAAGCUAACAUCAUCAAAGGGCAAUGGACUUCCGGUGAAGAUAGGUUGCUCGUACAAUUAGUGGAGCACCAUGGAACUAAAAAAUGGUCUCAUAUUGCUAAAAUGCUUCAAGGACGAGUAGGAAAACAGUGUAGAGAAAGGUGGCAUAAUCAUCUACGUCCUGAUAUCAAGAAAGAUGGUUGGAGUGAAGAAGAGGAUAUGAUACUUAUUUCUGCCCACAAAGAGAUUGGUAACAAAUGGGCUGAGAUCGCACGGAAACUCCCAGGACGUACUGAAAAUACAAUCAAGAAUCAUUGGAAUGCGACUAAACGCCGACAAUACUCAAGGAGGUCUAAAGGAAAAGACGAAACUUCCCUUGCAAUAUGUAGCAGCACUCUUCAGAACUAUAUUAGGUCUAUUACCUACAACGAUGAUACUCUAAUGACCAGUGCAACAUUUCACGCAAAUGCAAACGAAAACACAAAAUUUAGUCCAAAACAUAUGAGAGGUAAAGGCAAAGUGCUGACUGUUGCAGCCUCGGACUAUGCCAAGAACAAUGACCAUGAGAAUGAAUGUAAGUAUAUUGUUGAUGGUGUGAUGAACUUGGGUUUAGAUGAUGGAAAGAAUACGUCUUCAUCAGCUGUUACGUCUACUUCUGGUUCGACGUCUAGGCCGGGAAGUGGUUUAACCGUGGAGUUUGAUGAAUCGAUGACAGAUACUUGGAUGGUGAUGCAUGGAUGCGAUGAAGUUAUGAUGAACGAGAUUGCUUUGCUGGAGUUGAUUUCAGAUGGCCGCCUAUAAUAAGACUAUAACGUAGUCAAACUUUAUUAUAUCUAUAUGUAUAAUAUGCUAUAUGAAAUAAAGUUUGUGCUUUUUAAUGGAAGAAUUGAAUAUUUAGUAUAUAUU
This is a messenger RNA of Raphanus sativus (radish), 1750 nucleotides long. Its product is annotated as transcription factor MYB118-like. The transcript is spliced from 3 exons. The record is from RefSeq and is a predicted model, not a curated record. NCBI's taxonomy places the organism in Eukaryota, Viridiplantae, Streptophyta, Magnoliopsida, Brassicales, Brassicaceae. The coding region runs from base 200 to 1645 and encodes 481 amino acids. Gene Ontology annotation, molecular function: RNA polymerase II cis-regulatory region sequence-specific DNA binding; DNA-binding transcription factor activity, RNA polymerase II-specific. Gene Ontology annotation, cellular component: nucleus. Gene Ontology annotation, biological process: regulation of DNA-templated transcription.